Molecule: messenger RNA, 477 nt
Organism: Blepharisma stoltei
Lineage: Eukaryota; Ciliophora; Heterotrichea; Heterotrichida; Blepharismidae
Source: the annotation of a GenBank genome assembly
AUGGUGAUUUAUGAUACAUUAGGUAAAUUUUAUUUAGGCGAAUGAAUGUUCUUCACAUUUUAUUGGGUUGACGUUUCAGGGACUAUAACGUGAAAAAUUUACUCGCAAGAUGAUAAUAAGGAAGCUACAGGCACAAAUCCUGCAUAUGUAUGGCCUAACCUAUUAGAUGUGGGGUAUAAAAUGAAUGGCUACUUUUAUGAGAUUAUUGUUCAUAAAGGAGCAUUAUCAACUCAAAAUAUUGGAUCUUAUAAAAUCACUUUACUUGAUGACCAAGAAGGAAGUUAUGUCGCGAUGAAUACAGGCAUUGGCUCGUCACCUUGCUCAGAUAUAUCCCAUCCUAAAUAUGGGUGCUUAUCAAUAGAUUCAACCUGCCAAUGCCCAGCUUUAUGCACUAGCUGCGAUUCAACUGGCGUUUGUCAAGGAUGCACAGUACCAUACCGAAUUCUGAGCACAGAAUGCUGUAAUUUUAAUUUAGAA